Molecule: messenger RNA, 720 nt
Organism: Theileria equi strain WA
Lineage: Eukaryota; Apicomplexa; Aconoidasida; Piroplasmida; Theileriidae
Exons: 8
Coding region: 1-720 (239 amino acids)
Cellular component (GO): nucleus; cytoplasm
Molecular function (GO): heat shock protein binding
Source: RefSeq, a predicted model, not a curated record
AUGACGGAGGCAGAUGUACCAAAACUGUAUGCAAUUCUGGGUGUAGACCAGACUGCUACAACCCGCGACAUCGUCAAGGCAUAUAGACUCGCAGCUCUAAAGUCGCAUCCAGACAAAACAUCAAAUUUGGAUGAAAAGGCCAGGGCUGAGGCUAAGACUCAUUUCAUCCAAUUGCAACAUGCCUAUGAUAUUUUAAAGGACGAUGAAAAGAGAAAAAACUAUGAUCUUUAUGGUUGGGAAGGAGAAGAAGAUGUAGCUUUCGCAGCUGCAUAUGAAUUCUAUAAGUCUCCAAUCAAAGAAGAAGACAUUAUAGAUUUCUCUAAAACAUACAAGGGAAGCAAGGCCGAGGAAGAAGACCUGUUGGACUUUUACAAAAAAAAUGACGGCAGUUUGACAAACAUUCUAUUCUCAAUUCCAUUGUCUGAGGCAGAUGAUCUGGAUCGCUUUGUUUCUUUUUACAAGGAGAAUAUUAAAUCAAAGACUAUUGAAUCAACUGAUAAGUUUACGAAAACAUCGCAAGCAAAGACUCUCAAAAAUAUCCGGAAUAAAUAUAAGUCAAAGUGCAAGAAAGACGCAUCUGUAGAGGAUGAUGGGGAUGACUUUGAUAGCCUUGCAGCUCAGAUUAUGGCUAAUAGAAAGAAACGAGCUGAUACGUUUUCAAGUCUCAUUACAAAUUUGGAAUCAAAAUAUGGUAACAAGAAAAAAAAACUCUCAAAGUAA